AUGUCGUAUAUAGCAAGUCUCGCGGGAGAUAAGCACAGCCAUGCACUACGGAUGACAAAAGCACUAACCCAAGCGAGACCCCCCUCCACACCCCCCCAACAACAACAGUACACCCAGCUAUCACCCGUUCACCCCUCACAUCACACACCUACCUAUCUGCGAGCGAUCCGCAUGCAUCACCAACCCGGAGAUAGCCGCCACACACGCGUUGCUCAACCCCGGACUAUCGACCACAGGGGUGUUAUGUUCGUAGCUGUCACUGAUACAUUGCACGCUCUUGGCGGUGGUGAAGCCGACCUCGGCCUGAGAGGUGAACUGGGGCAAGUCCUGGUUGCGGCAUAUACUAUCUAG
Molecule: messenger RNA, 351 nt
Organism: Sphaeroforma arctica JP610
Lineage: Eukaryota; Ichthyosporea; Ichthyophonida
Exons: 1
Coding region: 1-351 (116 amino acids)
Source: RefSeq, a predicted model, not a curated record